Molecule: messenger RNA, 1123 nt
Organism: Rhizopus microsporus ATCC 52813
Lineage: Eukaryota; Fungi; Mucoromycota; Mucoromycetes; Mucorales; Rhizopodaceae
Exons: 1
Coding region: 1-1056 (351 amino acids)
Biological process (GO): protein homooligomerization
Molecular function (GO): protein binding
Source: RefSeq, a predicted model, not a curated record
AUGGAAAGUGACCAUAUAAAUAAACGGCCUAGACAAGAAGAGAGCACCAAUAAUGACUUUAAUUUUCUAAGUCUUGAUUUUAAUAUACCACCUGUACAAGACUUUGAUUUUCCUAUCCACACUGUAUUCACUUUGAUUGUUGGAGGUAAAGAGUACAAGCUUAGUUGGAAGACAUUAAAGAACGAUGGACCAACCAAUUUUUUUGUUGAUUAUUUUAAUAAAAAGAAAAGUACAAGAGUGAUUCAUUUGGACAGAGAUUCAAGUACGUUUGACUUGAUUGUAAAGCAUCUAAGAGGAUAUUAUGUUCGACCGGCAAAUGAUAUUGAACAUCAAAGCCUAUUGACGGACGCAUACUUUUAUGGACUAGAGAGAUUAAAAAAGAUGUUGGAAGAGUAUGUAUAUGUGAAUGUUGGAGGUAGAAUAUUCAAAUUACCAUGGAGUUUGUUUCAAAAGACGCCGUCAUCCAACCUGUUUAAUGGACCGUUGAUGUAUUCGAUGAAGGGGCAUGUAAGCACGAUUUAUAUUGAUAAAAACCCGGAUCUCUUUCAAGAUUUGAUACAAAUGCUACGUGGAUAUCAAGUUGAAAUUAAAAAUGACGUACAUCGAGAGAAUCUCAUCAGGGACUCACAGUACUACGCGUUUAAACAUAUUACAGAGAGACUACAGAUAAAAAAGCUGAAUGAGCAAGAAGUCUUGAUUUUAUUAAAAGAUUUAAAGAUAAAAGAGUUGACAACAAUGGGAAACGAGAUAAGAUACAAAGAGCAUAAACUGUUUAUUCAAAUCAAUGAAGCACAAGUGAAUGAAUACAAGCUGAAUGAACAUUCAAGACUAGACGAGAUUGGAAGCUUAUUUAAUGCCAGCAUAGAUUAUCAAAUCAGCAUUAACACAGAUACAGUCAUGAUCAUGAAUGACAGUAUUUUUCAAGAUGUACUCUGUCCUAACUUUGUUAUUCAAAAAGGCAUCUUUUAUCUUCUACUUGACAACCAAAUGAUUCAUUUGAUUCCAGUCAAGUUACAGCUGACGUCUUCUAUCCAUGCAGCAAAGCAGUUCUUAUAGUUGUACAAUCAUUUGAUUGGAUCAUGCAUUCUUUUAUAGUAAUUUUAUAAAGAAUUAAGCUCUGUCU